This is a messenger RNA of Daucus carota subsp. sativus, 525 nucleotides long. RefSeq lists its product as uncharacterized. Lineage: Eukaryota; Viridiplantae; Streptophyta; Magnoliopsida; Apiales; Apiaceae. The coding region runs from base 1 to 525 and encodes 174 amino acids. The transcript has a single exon. The record is from RefSeq and is a predicted model, not a curated record.
AUGGAAUUAACUCAAGAUACUAAUAGCGUCUAUUAUCUUCAUCCAUCUUAUAAUACUGGCAUGAAACUUGUCACAACUCCUUUUAAUGGAAGUUCUUAUGCAAACUGGAAGCGAUCUAUGGUUAUAGGUCUCACUGCUAAGAACAAAAUGUGUUUCAUCGAUGGAUCUCUUCUCAAACCUGAUCUUCUUGAUAACUCUUACAAGUCCUGGUGUCGCUGUAAUAGCAUGAUCAUCGUCUGGUUGAUCACUGCUUUGGAACCUCCAAUUGCUGCUAGUAUCUUGUAUGUUGACACUGCAAGAGAUAUUUGGAUCGAUUUAGAGGAACGAUUUGGACAAGUCUCUUCUGCACAGAUCUAUGCUUUGGAACAAGAAAUUUCACAGGUUUCUCAAGAGAAUAUUUCUCUAUCUGAUUACUACACUCAACUGAAGAAGGUUUGGGAUGAAAUUGACAAUUUGAAGCAACUGCCUACUUGUGAAUGUGCUAAUUGCACUUGCAAUCUCACACAGAAAGUGCUCAAAUUAUAA